Molecule: messenger RNA, 615 nt
Organism: Babesia bigemina
Lineage: Eukaryota; Apicomplexa; Aconoidasida; Piroplasmida; Babesiidae
Exons: 4
Coding region: 1-615 (204 amino acids)
Source: RefSeq, a predicted model, not a curated record
AUGUUGCUCAGCCGCGACCCGCAGUAUUCGCCACCCAAUGACGACAGUUGCGACUCGCUGUCGGACGACCUCCACGACUACGAUUACGACAUCUCGCCGCUCUCGACUGGAAUCCCGGUGCCUGUCUUCGACAUCAGCGACAGCAUGAGCAUGGCUGAGCCAAGCUUCAGAGAGUACAAGAGAGGUGGGCGGCUAGCGCCGGCGCGAUCACUGGCUGCAGAGUCGAAUCGCAUAUCGGAUGACGCGCUGAGCGUCAUGCGCGACGAGUACUACGCCAACUCGGCCGUCACCGCCAGCGCCUUCGACCAGGCCACCUUCUACAAGCUGCAGGCGGAGAUACUGGUCAGCAAGCGCCGGUACAAGGAGGCGCUCGGCGCCGCGCUCGUGGCCGAGUCCGCGGAGGGGCGCUCCAGGGUCAUCGACGCAGUCAAGAUGAUAUGCAUGUACCAGCUGAACGACGAGGAGCGGUUCAAGGAGCUCAAGCAGGAGCUGACCGCCACCGGCCUCGGCGGACUGUCGGAAUCGCUGAAAAAGCAGGCGCUCGGCACCAUCGAGGUCUCGGAAUGGGUGCCGGAAUUCCUCAACUGUCUCGAUCAGAUGAAAACGAAAAACUGA